CUGCGGAGGGGAGGUGCCGUCGCGAGACUACGAAACCAGAUUCACCGGAGCGCCCUUGCACGAUCGCCCGAUUCCUAGACGUUUUUUCGACCAACUAUGCUUAGGAAUUCCGCUUGUCAAUACAGAUAGCAUCACUGCGAGCUAGAGGAGCAGCUACUGGACGCAAAUUCGGCACAAGGAUUUUGAUGCUGCAGGCUUUGUGCUGCCAAGGCGCGACGUUGGACGUCAAGUUUCCUGGCACGCCGCCGCCGCUCGUGACUGUUAGUCGGGGCGUCAAGAUGCUACUGACUACGCGAGAACUGUGCACGCCGAAGCGCUGAAAACGAAGAAAAGGCACUGCGCACUCGAAUUGCUCAACACCCAACCGCCCUCGCGCAUCGAGGUCCGCGCGCCACUUCUCCCAGAUUGCGCACCGACAACCCAGUUCGGGAGCGACGGCCCUGCGAUAUCUAACGGCCGAAAGGAACAAAACGACGAACCCAUUUCGCGAUCAUUUCUUUUUUUUUUUUCCCUUCGUUCCCGUCGCAUCUUGUGAAGCAGCCGGAAGCUGCGGAGAUCCGCGCAAGACUGAGCAGUGCUGAAGUGGAGCGCUGGUGCAAAGCGAAAGCUGCGAUAUCACGUCGGAAGACCAACCGAAACGCGCGAACGUCGCAUGGGCUCUACGUGCGCGCUCUAUCAGUGCUGUAGUGCGUGUUGUUGCUACAGCUGGUGCCGUCGCUUGACCGAUGACGUGCGUUCCUGACGGUCCGGCAGUCGGGUGUUGUUGAUCGGUGGCGCACACCGGCCGUUCGGCUCAUGUCAGGCGCUGCGGACGUUUCGAGUUUCGCGAUAAGGACUAAAACGGUUGUCUAGGUGGCGAACGAGGCCAUUCUUGCGCGCAGUGCAUCGUUUUCUCAUUUGUGCACUCUUGCGCGGUGCAUCGAGGUGGAGCGGUGGUGGCGGCAGCCGCAUUGGAUCGCCGUAGAAGAGACGCACCUCCCUCGGGCUGCUGCACCCUGAGGCUGGUCCGCAGGAUGGGUGCACUAGUGAGCAGCUUCUUUCAGACGGGGGGACACUUGUUGUCGCCAGGUGCAUCUGAGAGUACUCGGCGAGUCAUCCUGGAGCUACUCGAGGAGAUGCGUUCUAGGGAGGCAUCUCACAUUCACUGGUCAUCGAUAGAAAGUUACCUCGUACAGAUACCAAAGGGUGAAAACGUCUUGUCAGUGGUGGGUCCGGACAACUACAACCUGCUUCAACGUGCCAUUGGCUUCAACUGUGUUGAACUGGUGCGCUGGAUUCUGGGGCGAGGCUGUGAUGUGAACCGAGGCGUUUGCAGCCUGCCACUGCACAUUGCUGCCCUGCAAGGCAAUGAAGAAAUUGUUGAGCUGCUGCUAAAACAUGGAGCUCGUGUUGACACUGAGGCACGGAUGUGCUUCCCAGGUCCGCAUAAUCAGGUGUGUGAGCUUUGCAGUUCAGUGGGAGGCACUGGGCCCUCUUCUGACCGCUACUCUGAGCGCCUUCAAUCUGCAGAGUACUAUGCCAUUGACGGCGACCAUUCAGACAUCUUGGAGCUCUUGUUGGCUCAAGGGGAAGACAGCUGGCUGCCCUGGCAGCAGAAGCGGCCCUUGCUGCAUCUGGCCUGCGAGCGGGGUGCCUGGAAUUGUGUUCGCUUCCUAGUUGCCGAACGCUCCGAGGAGCUCAAUCAGUGUUAUGACGAGUACUACCCCAUCCACCAGGCUGCGCUUCAGGACAAGAAGUUCUUGGAGUUGCUCAUACAGUGUGGGGCCGAAGUGAGUGCUCGCACAACGACUCAGCAGCUGACUGUGCUCCACGUGGUGCUUUUGCUGGGGAAGAAGUCUGCCGAGGAGACACUAUCGGUGCUGAGGGCCCUGCAGGACCAUGGCUGCCGCGAACUUCUCAAUGAGCCCGACAGCCUGGGCAACACACCUCUGCACGUGCUGAUUGUGCGCUACGCGUUGGAGGAGUCUCGACUUGGCUACCAAGAACCUCGCCCGUGGACUAAGUGGGACAUGCUUCAUUUAGUGCGCUACCUGCUACAGAGCGGUGCUGGGCCUAGUAUCAAUCGACCGGGGAACAGUGCAUUGGCGUGCGUUCUUCGCCACGUUCGCGACUGGGAGUUCCGUUACGAACUGCUGGACAUGCUCCUCCAAACUGGUGGCGAUCCGAACUGUGUCGGUCGCGACGGAUCGGCGCCACUCAUGGUUUGUCUGGUGCCUCUCAUCAACAAGGAUCCACUGCAUUCUCUCUCUCACAACAAGAAGGUGUUCUACCUCAACUCGGUGCGUUUGCUGUGCCGGUACGGGGCAAACCCGAACUGCAAGUCGCGCAGCAACCUGACUCCCAUGCAUGUGCUGGUUUUCACGGCUAGUGAGUACAUUACGUUGAACCGGGAGGACGACAAGCGCAGUGCGUUCACCUUCAUCCGACAGCUGUUGACAGUGCUUCUUCAGCACGGACUGGACCCCAAUGCCCGCUUCUCGCAACGAAUGCAGCACAUCUUGCUGGCUCUGUUGGACUUGGUGCAAAACGCGAGGCUCCCGUCGGACUUAGAACACGUGCACGCGCUAACUCUCGCACUCCUCGUGCACGGUGCAGACCCGGACGUGCAAGUCAGCUCGUCAGACCCAGUCAUUUGUCACUCGCAGAGCUCUGUGUUCCUCAAGAAAGCUUCUAGCCAGGUCCUACACUAUUACAUCCAUCAACUGAGCCGCAAACACGACCUCCUCAAUGACCCCGAGCAGCGCUUUGCCGACCUCAUCCGACUGUUCUACUACACCAUGGACCAUCGCAAGCUCUACAGUUGUCUCAAGAGUUUUCUGAGCCAGCCGGCCAUGUUGCCUCCAGUGACUGCUGGUUGCAUCACACAGCUGCUCAAGUCCAUGUACAGCCAGCCACGCUCGCUCAAGCAGAUAGCCCGAGUUGCCAUACACCAGGCCCUGCGACACCAGGUUGCCACGCUGGUGGGAAAACUCUCGCUCCCAGGACCUUUAAAGGAGUACUUGCUCCUCGACUGGACGCCUUAAAGCUAGCACACUUGGCGACAUGAUUGCCAUAGCAGUGGUGCGGUGUUUUGUCUCUGCCUUCUCAGCGUGAAAGAAUUACGGUGUGUAUACACGAGGACAGUUAACAAAGAUUCACAGACAACACGUGCAGGCACUGUGUGGUUUGUCAGCUGCACGGCUUUGCCGUUAUCUGUUUGCACUGCAAUUUGUUUGUUUUUAGUGUGUGGUACACAGUCCAUGAAAGAGAACUGUUGGAUCUCUCUGUAUGUAUGUGGUCAAGCGUGGCCUUCUCUCGUCCCUAUACUUCCCUCCUGUGUUGUUGCUUUUUUUUUUUCCCGCUGAAGUAAGAAAGUUCGUGCUUCAAUUCUGGCUGCGUUGAAAAGUUUCCUUAUGCUUCUGACCUCUCGUGUAUCUCUUUUUCAGUGCUUUUUUAUCUUGUGCUUGAUGCUCUUUCGUCAGUUCCCUCAUUUCCUGCCAUGGAGGCAAAAUGCAAACAAUAUAGGUGUAAUUACAAAGCAAUAUUUUUUGCUUAACUACCCUAAACAGAUUGAGCUUGUGCAAUGACGUGUGGUGCAUACUAUCGGUUUUUAUGAUCAAUUUGAGGCUUGUACCAACUUGUAAGUCACUGCUUGAAAUCUUACUGUCGAGUUUUGACCUGUUACAGGGGUGCUGCCUUGCGAUUUCCUAUUAACGUCUAACAUCCACAAGAGUGGAUGAUCUUUUAUGCAUGCAUUGCAAAAGGAGCCACUUCUGACAGAGGAGCAAUAUGAUGCCACAAUAUGGUGCCAAGUACUGCUGUGUUUGAAUGUUACGCACAAAGCAACUGAAAGGUUAUUGAACUGGAAAAAGAAGUAUUCAAGCUGCAGGAAGUUGAGGGGUAAAAACACAGGUCCACGAGGAAAUGAAAGCAUGUUUGUGUUGUCUGUUCUGUUCCUUUUUGCGUUCACGUUUUCAUUCAGUAACAUCUCUCGAUUAUUGGUUCAGUUUUCUUGGCUGCCCAAUAUGUUUACAGUGAUGGAUGCAAAAUGAAAGCAUCAAAUGCGAAAAAGUUUCGAAAGGGGCCAUUUAGAGGGAGUGAACAGCCAUGGUGUCACAUUUCUCAUGAAAGCCUUCUCACUUUAGAUUUCAAGAGAUAUCGUUGUUUAACAGGUGCAUUUAGAUUUUACUGUUACACAAUCUUGAGUAUAGUUAUACUUCUUGUAAUCACGCAUAGCUCAGUCUUGUUACGAUGCAGAGAUGUUGCGGCAACAGGCGUCUCAUUAAAUAAGUUGGAAAACAACACGCCAAGAAUAAUGAAGCUCUGUGAAGGGAGUAAAACUGCAUAAACCUAUGCAGUGGCAGAAAAUCUGCCCUUUGUAUAAUUUCUUAUGCAUACAAUAAACAUAUUACAUAUCCUUACUGUAUAUUUAACACAAGCAAAAUUGAAACAAAUCAAUUUCCUGCAAACAUUUGACAUUCCGUGGGUCAUAUUGGCAGAAAGAAAACAGUGUCAAAACUUUUCUUCCCUGUAUUAUUCUUCACACGUUGCAGGCAAAGAGGUGAAAUAUUAAGCACUGACAAGACUAGCAUUGUGAUUAAUACUGCAAGUGCUAAAGGGCGAACACUGCAAUGUAAUCAGAAAAAAAGCUUGGAGACGUAAAUUUACAAAAGCAUUUGUAUUUCAGGGGAACAUUAAAGUGUUAUAAAGAAUUUAGAGGUAAAGAUAGAUUGUUUGUGAAGAAAAAAAAUGUAUAACAACAAUCAUUAGUGAAAGGUGUUGCUCGAGCACUGGAGAAUUGUUUAAUAAUGGGUGUGAGGCUAUGCAACAUUGUGGGCGCCAGUGCAGGAUAUGCUUCAGUACUGGACCUUAGAAAAAACUUCUACAGGGUACUACUUCUACAUGCGAAGAUUCGAGAACUUGAGAUGUUAAUGACAGGUUCAACACCUUUAAAAUGCCUGAAGUUAUCAGUGCAUAAAAAAACUGUUACUGAAGAGUACUGAUGUGUAAUGAAGGUACUUUAUUAGGCAUGUUCUAUUCAGAUUUAACUGUAUGAUCCAGAAAAAUGUGCCUUUGUUUAUUGAUCAUGGUACUGGACGACACAAUAGCAUGUUAUGCAUAAUUCAGAUCUGCAUCGCUUCCUCCCAGUAAUGAACUUAUGAGCAGGUUUCAAUCAAACACUGUUGUGUGCUUAUUUGUAUUGACACUGGUGCACUGUAGAUGCUUUAACUUCUUGUGCAGUUAGCUCUGCAGUGGUUUUUUCAUCAUGGUACAAUACCAAACAAAAUAGAAAAGUUUUGUUCUCUUUCUCGUACGAGCUUACUGAAAUGUCCAGAGGGCAGAACCAAGCAUUAUGCUUUUUCUAUAUUGCUGUAGUAUGUGCAGUAAGGUUGACAGAAAUUUCACAGCAGGACCUGGAAACGUACAAUAAUAAAAAUUUUUCAUUUUAUGUUUCUCAAGUUAUCAAAUUUAAUAUUCUUAGAGGAAGUGCUUAGAAUGUCAAGAAGUUAAGCUAGCCUAUAAGGAUUCAUAAUGUGAGAGGGUAAGAUGUGACACACACAGACACAAAACAAAUGCAUUGCUUGCGCACGUAUGCAUGUAGCUUGAUCUCGUUUUUUUUUUUUUCUCCUUCAAUCUCGCUCCCACAUUUGAGAUGUCAUGUCAACUACCUCGCUUCCUAACACCUGAAUGCCCAUUCGCUUCCUGGCACUGACUAAAAAUGUGUAACCUAGGUGGUGUGACAACCAACGCAGCUUGCAAGUGCAAAAUGCAUUUCUGAGGUUGACCAGGUUACCACGUUAACUAUGCAGGACUGUUCUGCACUGCUUGAUUCCUUAAAUAAAGGGCUCAGUCAAGUGACUUGGCAGCAAGUUCCUCGAAACUUGUCUCACAUGUCUUUGUAGGCCAUGCUUGGUAUUUUAGUGUCUAUCCUAACUGAUGGAGAAGCAAUUCAUUAUCAUGAUACUACUGCCAUGGUGGGCAUUUGGAUGCUGUAGAUUGGCGAGAGGCUAUUUAGUGGGAUGCCACGCUUCCCAGCGAAUGUGUCGUGCAACUUGUACAGUAUGCCUUGUGGUCGGCGCUGGUUCACCUUGCAUCUCUUGGUUCUACCCUCUUCCCACGUGUUUCAACUGCCACAGUUGUGUUUUGAAAAGCUCUUUCCAAAACAAACUUAUGUUUGGUCUUUUCACCUCAAACACUGCAUUUCGUGUGUGUAUUCGUAAAGGAAUACGAAGGGCAAAGAUUGAAUCAAUCUGUAACAUUGCUACCAUGCUAGAAACAUGGUUUCUUAUGUGUUGUUAAAUUUCUUAUCAGCCAUCCCAAGCUAUGCCAGCUCUUUAGGAAGCCAGGUACUUCAGAGAGCUAUUGCCUGCAUUGAGUCAUCGAACUGCAAACCCCCAUUUGGUGCCGCAUUGCUACAAAGGUGCCAACAGAGUAGUGCAAGGAGGUUACAGCAAGUUUCUAUCUAUUAAAAUCCAAUUAACCUGGCCCAACUGUAAUCUGUUUCUCUUUGAAAUGCAAGUUCCUUAUUUUUCCGGAAGUUGUCUAUUGGUGGUGAACACUUACUCUGUUUUGGCAUUGUGCAAGGCUAGCAUAAAUUAUUUAUUCAUCUUGGAAAGGCUAUAUUUUCAAAAGUAUUGAACAGGCACAGAUGAAAUAUACAUGAAAAGAAACGCUUACUCACCAAGUUUCUGUUGUGUCUUGCAUGUGGCACCACCACCACUACAGCAAUCCUUAGUCGAGUUCAAAGAACGCAUCAGUGCUGCAGUGCAGACAACUGACAGGACUGCAUUACGAAAUGUAUGGAAUGAGCAAGAUUGUUGUCUGUCUAGACAUGUGUGACCAUACGGGCAUGUAUUGAAUGUUUGUAGAGGGUGUAUUAACAAGGCAAAUUUGUGUUUCUUUUUGUAUAUCUUUCAUGUGUGUGCGUGUAAUAGUUUCGAAAGUAUAGCCUUUUCAAACGACUGAACCAAUUAUACUGGCACCGUAUUUCUAAUCAUGUACCAGUCCUGUCCCACACUUAUGCCAUUUUCUGGCUCAUGAAAGCUUUGUGCACAGUGUGAUGAAUGGCAUAGACCUUCCGUAUGAAUCCCCCAUUUCUACAGCUUGAUUUAAUUUUUGCCUUUGGUACCUGGUCUGAAAGGUUUAUAUCUGGAGCAGCUAGCAACGCUGCAAGUGAAGUGUUUACAGAAUAUGUCGUAGUUCUACGCACCUCUGGUGGCACAAGCAGGAAACUUGGAAGUGCAUGGCAUGUACUCUGUGCUCUGGACACACAGACUACAACUCGUGGCACUGAGUCACAUCUAAACAACAGACAAAAAAAAAAUAUGCGCCACGUCAUGCAUCACCAAAUCUUAGGAUGCAACGUGCCACCAUUUUGUAAAGUGCAAUGUGUCCAGUGUUUUGCAUGUUUGCAUACACUUUCUACACAGUGCACACUUUCUUCUAUUCUCAUGUUUAUGAUUGAAGGGCUUGCACUUUCAUUCAUGCAUAUAUAUACCUGUAACAUGGCUGUUAUGGCCUCAAACGUACGUCAAACACUGCCACAACCGUAAAACCGGAUGGUUUCUAUGUGUACAUAAUGUGCAGCAUGUUCUGCUGGACAGUGCAAAAGUGGUAAACCGACGAAUCAAGUCGUAAUGCAAGUGUUUAGAGACUUGUGUAGUCUCUCUCUGGUUAGGAAGAAGUGUGUGUGUGUGUGUGCCCUUCGUAGCAUUUCUCUCUCUUCUGGCAAGGCACAUGACAUGAAAAGCUUUUUCAGCUUGUGAACCUUACAGAAAUCCUGAAAUAAUUCCUCUGUGAAACUGUACAUUGAUAGCCAAAAUGAUGGUGUGAUUGCCCAAACUGGAUUUGGCGGUUUCCAUCAGCACGUGCUCAUUUUGCACUGUCGGCACCAGAAAAAAAAAAAUUUGCAUUUUCUUGAGUUUAAUAGUACUGUUAGUAUUUAUACUGGGCCCAUGAACGCUCUCCAACAGGAGAAAGACGAAGCUGUGGACUUGUAUCCUCUACAAUUUUGGUGUUGAACAUACCUCUUUGAAUAUACCUAUAUUCAAGUUUGAAUCGCUUUUCAUCUUGAACAGGCUGUUACCUAGAAAAGUCCUCUUUUGUCGAUUUCGUUCUGUAUCGCUAAAGCAGAGCUGUGUAUUGGUUUACUAGCGUAAUUUUGAUGCAUUGUGGUUCCCUGUUUAUGUAAUAGCUGUUGUGCCUAGUUUGAGGCUUGGCGAGAGUAAGGCUGCGUGUGAACGUCAUGGAUAAAAAAGCUGGCAGAGUGGUUUUUCUGUCAUCUUCUCAAUAUUAUAACAGAGUUUAUGCUGUGAUCUCUGUGUGCUUUAAAAAUGCCAUUCAGCAAUGUCAUUUCACUUAAGAUUUCACUGAAACUGUCAACGAGAGGGUGCUUACCGCACAUAUUUCAAUUCAGUGAGGCCCUUUAUGUAUUGUCUUGUUGCCAGCAUUGCAAAAUCUAGCUGUGAUGUUAGCCCCUCGAGAAUGUCUUUUGCACUUUAGUGGUGAUAAAAAAAAAAAAAAACAAGGUAUACUUCAUAAAGUUCUAAAGAGGAAUGUCAUUUGAGCUCUAUCAGACUACCCUUCAAUAUUUAAGAACAGAAAAGGAAAAUGUCUCUCAUAUCAAUAGGGAAGCAAAUGAGAAAAUGUGCAAAGAAAACGUGUAGGUGUUUUAAAAUACUAUCUGCACUAGCUGUGACAUCAUGAAUUUUGAGGGCGUUUGCUCAGGCCAACACAACUUGAUUGGUAAACUAGACUGAGAUUCUAAAUGUGCCAGAGACCGACGUUUGGUGUUUAGGAAGUCUUAGAAAUGUUUACUGUGCCAUAAUAGCAUAAGCUCGAGAAUGUGUGAUGUUGCAGUAAUUUGGGGUCUGUAACCUCUUGCUGAAAGAUGAACAGUUGAAAAGAAAAAAUACAAUAUUGGUCAAGACUGAUUAGGAACUUCUUGACAGUGCCCCUACAACUUGCAAGGGUCCCCUUCUUGCAUGGGUUACAAUAAAAAGACGGUUAAAUUGCA
This is a messenger RNA of Rhipicephalus microplus (southern cattle tick), 8995 nucleotides long. RefSeq lists its product as uncharacterized. Gene Ontology annotation, molecular function: protein binding. The record is from RefSeq and is a predicted model, not a curated record. Gene Ontology annotation, biological process: intracellular signal transduction. Lineage: Eukaryota; Metazoa; Arthropoda; Arachnida; Ixodida; Ixodidae.